AUGGCUAAUUCCAGCAUCGUGCUGUUGCUGGCGUUGCUGUCGUUGAUGGCUGGGCAGAUCAAUGCUGUACCGAUGUCUCCUGGUUAUGGCAGCUAUUCUUACCAAACUACUACCAAGGCCCCCGUGUACUACACGACUACCUACACAACUACUGAAGCAGCCAAGUAUUACGAAGCCCAACCCUACUACGCAUCGGCUGCUCCUUCUUAUUAUGUUGAACCAACCUACUACACCGAGGCUCCAAAGUACUACUCCGCACCAAGCUACUACACCGAGGCUCCGGUGUACACAACUUACGCCGCUCCGAGCUACUACACCGAAGCGUCACAAUAUUAUACCACAAAGGCACCAGAAUACUACACCACAACUUACGCUGCCCCAGUCUACUAUACGGAAGCUCCUAAUUCCCGGUCUUCUCAGAAGCAGUUGGCUGUGAUAUGGACUGUUCGAUGA
Molecule: messenger RNA, 453 nt
Organism: Daphnia pulex (common water flea)
Lineage: Eukaryota; Metazoa; Arthropoda; Branchiopoda; Diplostraca; Daphniidae
Product: developmental and secondary metabolism regulator VEL1-like
Exons: 4
Coding region: 1-453 (150 amino acids)
Source: RefSeq, a predicted model, not a curated record